UGGCGCCCCUCCCACCGUCCCCUUCCUCCUCCUCUCCUCCCCCACUCCCCUGCCUCGCCGCCUCUCUCCGUCGCACCACACCUGCCCCCCCUCCCGGUCUCUCUCUCCUCCGCGCCACACGCAUCUCCUGCUGAUUGAAUCAACUUGGCCUCGCGACUCCGGCUGAUCCGUGGCGCCUCGCUGCCGAGCGGAACCAUCACCUGAUUUGGCGAGACUAGCAGAUAAAAUCAUGGCUCAGGAUGAAGCUGUGGCUACCCAGAAGACUGGAAAUACAGCAUCCCCUUCUAAGGAUUAUCCAACUCCUUCUCCAUAUCCUGAUUGGUCGACCAUGCAGGCAUAUUAUGGCCCUGGUGUCUUGCCACCAACAUAUUUUGCUCCAGCAAUAGCUCCAGGCCAUCCACCGCCAUACAUGUGGGGUCCUCAGCCUAUAAUGCCACCCCCUUUUGGGACACCAUAUGCUGCAGUAUACCCACAUGGUGGAGCUUACCCACACCCCCUUGUGCCCAUGAUGUCAACUCCAUUGAGCAUGGAGCCCGCCAAAUCUGCAAACAGCAAGGAGAAAAAUUCCAAUAAGAAACUUAAGGAAAUAGAUCGGACUGCAGUGUCUGCUGGCAGUGGUAACAGUAAAAGAACAAUGUCAUCCAGUGAAGAUUACAGUGCAGAGGGCUCCAGCGAUGUAAACGACCAGAAGGUGAACAAAACGUCCAGGAAGCAGAACUCAGAUGAUGGACCUGGUGCAGAAACCACCACAGGUGCAAACACGGAAUGUGUUUUAGCUCCUAACCAUACGAUGGGGAAUGGUGCUAUUUUGCCACAUCACUGCUUUCCAGCUCCAGUAAUUAAGCCCAGCGCUACAAAUGUCGCCAACUCGAGGGUGAUAGGCACAGCGAUAUCUCCAUCACCUAGUGUGAUGGUCCCAGCUCAUACUGCAUUACCAGCUGACUUAUCAGUCAAGGAUGAGAGGGAAUUGAAGCGUGAAAAGAGGAAGCAGUCAAAUAGGGAGUCUGCUAGACGAUCAAGGCUGAGAAAACAGGCUGAGACAGAGGAGUUGGCUACACAAGUGGAGUCCCUUACUACAGAGAACACGUCCCUUAGGUCUGAAAUCGGCAGGCUAACAGAGAGCUCGGAGAAGCUCAGAUUAGAAAAUUCCGCUCUAAUGGUGAAGCUGAAGGACACUGCAGCACUGACCCCUGCAGAACCAUCUCCGCACACAGCAGUCACAUCCUCGUCCUCUCCGGGUGCCGCCGCGGAAAAUUUCCUUUCCAUGAUCGACAGCGCCAAGGCGGCCGGCGUCAGCAGGCACACGGAGCACGGCGAGCCCAAGCUCCGGCAGCUCCUGGACUCCAGUCCGGCAACAGACGUCGCUGCCGUAAGCUGAUGACGAUCCGGCUAAUAUUACAGCACAGCACAUGCAUGUGGCCUGGGGAUUUCACAAGCUCAUGCUGCGCACCAUAAAUGUCAGAGUUAUUACAGACUUAGUACACCAGUUUAGGCACUGAUUCCAGUAAAGUAACUGAGGACACCGGUAAUUUUAUCUGCUCCGCUGAGUGCCGGACUGCGACCUCUCCUAGUGUACCAGUGUUGUAACAUAGGGUGUUGUGCUGCAUGCCAACCUUUGAAACUUCGAGAUCGUCCUCCUUGGGACCAUUUUCGGCGUAAUAACAAAAUAUAGUUCGGAGUUUGUACAACAGAAUAAGACGGAUACUGGUGUGUGCUGUGUGCAAUCCUCUACUGCAGUGUUGGUUUGUUCUCAA
Molecule: messenger RNA, 1754 nt
Organism: Sorghum bicolor (sorghum)
Lineage: Eukaryota; Viridiplantae; Streptophyta; Magnoliopsida; Poales; Poaceae
Product: common plant regulatory factor 1
Exons: 12
Coding region: 230-1378 (382 amino acids)
Biological process (GO): regulation of DNA-templated transcription
Cellular component (GO): nucleus
Molecular function (GO): sequence-specific DNA binding; DNA-binding transcription factor activity
Source: RefSeq, a predicted model, not a curated record